Molecule: messenger RNA, 10287 nt
Organism: Porites evermanni
Lineage: Eukaryota; Metazoa; Cnidaria; Anthozoa; Scleractinia; Poritidae
Source: the annotation of a GenBank genome assembly
AUGGCUGCUAUACCUUUACAAGCUCGUGCACAGGGUAUUACCUUCGAUGAAUUUGGGAGACCGUUUAUAAUCCUCAAGGAACAAGACAGGCAAACAAGGUUGACAGGCUUGGAUGCACAAAAGGUAGAACGACUUCAAUUUUUCUCGUUGAUCGAUUAAAUCCCAAUUUUUCCUUCCUCGUGGGUUAAGUUCUUUUAUUUGCAUUUUUUUUUCAUAGUCGCACAUUUUAGCAGCCAAAGCCGUUGCCAAUAUUUUAAAGACUUCUCUUGGUCCGAAAGGUAAGUUUGCACGAGUUUAUCUUGUCAAAAGUGAGGUCAUUGAUUAUAGUGAGGUUAACUUAUCAUCUACUAUAUAUACUUGGCCUAAACGUUUUUGUUACUUAAGUAUUUCAAAUUUGAUAUUACUAUAGACUUGCUUUUAAAACUGCUUGCGUCCGUGCUGCCUAAUAUUAAAAAAAUGUUAAGCUUAAUAUGUUUUGUGUAUCAUGUAUUGUACACACUAUCACUGUACAUAUCGCAGUUUUCAAAACAGUAACAGAUUUUCUCAACUUAACUUAUGCAUGGGAUAUGUAACCAAUAGAAAACGUUUUCUGUGUUUGUAUAGCCAGAUAUAAACACGAAAAGGGUUGGGAGAAUUCGCAAACCCAAGACGAAGUCGAGGGUUUGCAUAAUCGUCGAGACUUCUCGCAACCCCUUACAAGAGAAAUUCUCACCAGUCGCAAAGUCUUAAGGUGAUGUUACAUGGGACGAUUCGCAAUGACGAUUUUUAGCGCAACACAGCGUGGCAAUGUUGGAACAAUGUUGUAACCAUUCAAAACAAUGCCGCAACAAUGUUGUAACGCUGUGUUGCGCCAAAUAUUGUCAUUGCGAAUCGCCGCGUGUAACAUCACCUUUAUACGCUAAGUCUUGAACAUGUAAUCAGUUCUUGUUUCACAAAAAGAUGCUUUCCAAAAUACGGAUUUUUCUCACUUAAAAUUUCAGCUUAACCCAUUCGCCCCUGAACCGCCCGUAACCGCCCGUGCGGAUCCAGGUCCUUUCUACCCUUUGUGACGUCAUCAGCUUUAACGGUCAAGGACAACUUUCUUCGCUAACUUGUGCAAAGUGAAGAGAUCUUUCAAACCAUACCAGAAUGAGCACAAUUCAGUCAAGGAAACUGGAGAAAGAAGCAAAAAACCACGUGACAUGGACCUGAAAAUCUCCAUGAAAAUCUUGUUCCAUUGCCCACCUACCUUUCCUUUCACCUAAUCCUAAGAUCCUAAAACCUUUCCUAAAAACUAUUCCCACCAAAAUGAAGCCUACUAAAUGCCCAGCAAGAGAAAAAAAAAUGAGGCAAGAAAAGCGAAAAAAGAAGGGAGAAGAGAAAGCGAAAAGUAAAAGUCAAGACUGCUGUGUCACUUUUAAACCCAAAAACUAUCUCGAAAUUUUGCUUUCUGCGCAUGCCCGAACUUCGCAAGCUGAUAUUUUGCAUCUGGGUCAGAAGGCCGUGAAGUGUACGACCUGUAAACCGGUUUGUGGUAAGUUUUAGCUCUUUAUAGCAUGACAGUGACCAGAAAACCACUCGACUAGCUUCAAAACGCGUUUUUCGGCAAAAUCUCCAGGAGCGAAUGGGUUAAGCAAAAAAAAUUGACACAGCUUGUUUGUAAAGAUUUUCCAAGUUUCAGCUGAUGAAAGAAUUGGUAAAUAAAGUAAAAUUGUCGAGGUUUGAACUCAAAAACUUUUUUCAAAUUUGUGCUUGUGUGAUUAGUGCACGAAAAGCAAAACAUCUUGAUGUCACAACCAUGUUUACAUACUCUCAAGCAAACACUCCUCUCAGCCAAUCAGAGCGCGCAUACUAUCUUAGUUAUUUUAUAGCGAGUACCCCUUUACUCCUUUACCUAUAAAUGCCCAUUUGCAAUGUUGAGGUUGUAGACAUAGCCUGCGCUCAAGGUGGAACUAAACUUUUGGUGAUGUCCGUCUGUGAAACACUGCUGGAAUCCUUUUCUGGCCCCCCCCCCCUGCAUGUCAGGAUUUUCAAGAACAUGCCAUUUUUGUUUUGUUUUUUUUGUUGAUUGCUCCACAAUCUACUGCCAGUUAAGUAAUGUCUGUGAAGCAGCUCUGAGAUCCUUUUUCUAGGCCCCAAUGGACUCAACAAACUGGACUGUGAUGCAGGCUAGUGUAGACAGAGCUACAAAUAAUUUUUCUUCCUUGGAAGUGUGAGACACAGGUUAUUAUUGUGAUUAUCAUUAUCAUUUGAACUGUUUGCAUCAUGCAUGCUGAUAUCAAAUAAUUGCCUCUAGGUAUGGACAAGAUGAUGGUGAGUCCUGAUGGCGAUGUUACUGUUACUAAUGAUGGUGCAACCAUAUUGGAUAUGAUGCAAGUUGAACAUCAAAUAGCCAAGCUGAUGGUGGACUUGUCAAAAUCACAGGAUGAUGAAAUUGGUGAUGGAACCACAGGAGUAGUAGGUCAGGCAACCGUCUUAUUAGUGUACUGGUCAUAAACUGCUAGAACUCCUGGAACCCUUUACUGAGACAAGUAUUAACAGCAUGCAAAGAAAGCAGUGUUCAAUAGCCUGGGGCUAGUGGAUUUUGCAAUCGGGCUGGUGAAUUCUGUUAUUAACUUGGCCGACGGGCAAGUGAAGUUUUUUGAGGAAUUCAAAUUACAGAAAAACUGUGAAAUCAAUCUGCUCGUCAAAACGUUUUGGGGGCUAGUUGAAAUGAUGUUUGGGCUAGUAAAUGUUAGCUUCAGCUUGCCUGAAUGGCGAGCUGUAAAAAUGACUUUCUUUGCACCCUGAUUAAGGACAAAUCAGUGCAUCUUUCUGUUGUUGAAUCCUCUCAACUACAUACUGCUUUUCACAGCAUAAAGUUAUAAAUGCUGUUGAACAAAUCUCAAAUGCACAAGGGUAUACAAAAUUCACUAAAAAAAGACUUAAGAGAAAAUGGGUUCCACUACAGAAACCAUGAAAAAUUGAGCGAAAGGUUUUUAAAACCAUUAUUUGAGAACAAGCCCAGGUGCAUUGCAUUCAGCAAACCCUAAAAAUAUGUAAUCAAUGACCCCAAAAUUAUAAAAAUGCAAGGAAAUAUAAAUGUGAAAAAUGUUUAAUGACUCAAAAAUGGCAUUAACAUUAAUUUUAAAGGCUAUUAAACAGAGGUCAAUGGCAUAAGCAAAUGCAACAUGUAUAACAAAAGACAUCAGAACAUACUGAUGUCAAAUACUAUCUCAUGCCCCAUAAAGAAAGAACCAUAAAAGGCUGUUUCAAAAUGCUGCAACACAAAGCUCAAGUGCAUGCCAUGAGCAACAUGACAAAGGAACGCUAUACUUUGUGGCAGUAACCAUCUCAUGUGAAAUCAGGAUGGCAUUGAAGAAAAACAAACUGCUUUAUAUAGCUUGUGUGAAUAAGCAAUCAAAGCAAACAAUAUAAUAUGGAAACUUUAUAAUACUGACACAAGGAAAAAUUACUGCCAAAACAAUUUCAUGCUGCACAAAAACAGCAGUAAAAAUAAUUAACAGCAUUUUCAUGCAAUAGUGACACCAAAAAAAUGUAACUGAAGCAGUAAAACAAUUUUAAAAAAACCUUAUGGAAGGUCAAAUAGACAGCAAAUGAAUAUCCAGAAAACAUUCAUGUUUAAAAAAAAGGGAAACUCGAGAAAGAAGAAACAAAUUGAAAAAAUGCAAAGCUAUGAAGCAUCCAAAUGAGGUUAACCAUACAUAAAAUUAGAAGGUUGCCAUUUUCACCAGGAGGAAAGUCUUCAUAGCUAUAACAAAGAAAGGUCCUGCUCUUGGAGUUCAAAGAGGCAGAAACUUUGCCAAGGAAACUAUGUAUAAGCUCUUUUAAAUAAUGUUUUUGUUUGUGCAAGUGUGUGUGUGGUUGUGUAUGGCCUUUGUUUUCAAAAUUAAAACAAUAGUUGGACUCUAAAGUACACUUCAAAGUCUUCAAAAACAGAGAGAUAUUGAGGAGAGUAUACUGUUAAAUAUUAUUAUUUGCACAUAUGGCUGUAAGAUUAAACUGGGCAGAGGUGUGUUCCUUGCUCAAUUCCCCUUGUGGCUUAUGCACCACAACCGAAGUGUUUUUGCACCUCAAGAAAUCAUCUGCACUGCAAGCUACUGACCUGCCAAUCAUCCUGUUUACAGUCCUCGCUGGAGCGCUUCUUGAUCAAGCUGAACAACUGUUGGACUGGGGAAUACAUCCAAUACGAAUAGCUGAUGGUUAUGAACUAGCAGCAAAGAUAGCUAAUGAACAGCUGGAUAAGAUAUGUGACAGCUUCCCGGUUGACAGAAAUAGUCCCGAAUCCUUGAUUCAGACAGCCAUGACUACCUUGGGUUCCAAAAUGUAAGUACAAAAGGUACUCCCGCUAACUCGAACUAAGUCCAAUUUCCCUUGUAUUUCACCCCACUUUGCAGUCAUUUUUACUUAGUUAACUCAAACUUGGAUAACUCAAGUAAUUUCCCCGCUAUAUUGAACUAAAAUUCCUUUCCCUUGAUAAAAAAGGCACUGAAAUUUACCCCAGUAACUCAAAUUGUUGUUCUUUUAACUCUACGCAGAUGCCACUCCAUCAACUCUUUUUGUUAUAUAUAGGGGUGAAGACACUAGAACUGACACUGAUCACUACUAAAGGCAAUUUGAUUUUAAUUGGUGAAAUGAACAGAUCAUGUUUCAUCAUAAAAAUGCCUAAUUAUGUUACUGUUUCUAAUAAGGGGCUGAGAAAUCAGUAACUAUCAAUUUUUAACAUGGAAAUUGAAUUUUUCAAUUGACCUCUAAAACUUGAACUCUUGCUAACUCGAACAGUCUGUUUUUUGUUUCCCUUCAGAGUUUGACUUACAAGGGUUCUACUGUAUGUAGCAAGGUUCUACUGCAUGUAGCAUGUUGACCUUACAACUGAUUAAUAAUUUGCUGCUCUUGGUAUAUAUUAGUGUCAGCCGAUGCCACAGACAGUUGGCAGAGAUUGCAGUGGAAGCUGUACUGUCUGUUGCUGACUUGGAGAGAAAAGAUGUUGACUUUGAACUUAUCAAGAUGCAAGGCAAGGAAGGUGGCAGGCUAGAUGACACUAUGUUGGUCAAAGGAGUAGUUGUUGAUAAAGAUAUGAGCCAUCCGCAGAUGCCAAAGGUAUGACAACAAAUGUUUCUUGCAAUAGGUUUUAUUUUCCCUCUAAAUGUUGCCACUCUAUUUCUGUGAAACUUGGAAAACUGUGAACACAUGAAAAAUUUCAGGACUGUUGAUUGUGUGGUGACCAAUCACAAUAAUAUUCAGGACACGCGAGCAAACCCCGAAACCACUAACUAAUUACCGUUGCUGUUUGCAGUUUAGUUUUCCCAUGCCUUAUUGGCUAUUUCCUCACAACACAAUAAUAUUCCAUAAAUAUUUGUGGUGUUCAUGGUUUUGUGAGUUUCACAGUGAGCAGUCUUGUAAUAAUACAGUGUAUUGGUUCUGUUUCAAUCUUAAUUCUUUAUAAUAUAUAUCCACUUUUUUCUGGCAUACAGGUUAUUAAAGAUGCAAAACUUGCCAUCUUGACCUGUCCAUUUGAGCCUCCCAAGCCCAAGACUAAACACAAGCUUGAUGUAACAUCAGUUGAAGACUACCAAAAGCUGCGUGAAUAUGAAAAGGAGAAGUUUGAAGAGAUGGUAAAACAGGUCAAGGAUACUGGUGCUAAUUUGGCCAUCUGUCAGUGGGGAUUUGAUGAUGAAGCCAACCAUCUUUUGCUGCAGAAUGAAUUGCCUGCUGUUAGAUGGGUUGGAGGACCUGAAAUUGAGGUAAUUUGUAGACAGCUAGCCUUUUGACUCUUUUAAAGUUGAAAAAAAGAAAGUCUGAGGGAUUUUUCUGAUCUACAUAUACUUGUACAUCUCACCCAUUCCGUUGCACCCAGCCAGCCAGUGUUAAAGCCUGGGGCCUGUUUUUCGAAAGUCCCGGUAACUUUUCAACUCGGAAAUCAAGUAUUCAAAUGAAAAUGUACAUAAGAGAAUAAGAGCACAGGUCCUAGCUAACAAACCACCUCCUUUUGUUUUCUUAACUGAUAGUUUUAUCAUGUUAGUUGCAACUAUUGAAACCCCUGUCUUGAAUGUUAAUGACAACAGCUUUCUUGGCCUUUUAAUUAAACUAAAAGUAAUAUUCCCUUGGCUAAUAAAGUUCUUUCACAGCCCUUUAGUUUUAGCAUCAUGGUUUUGGUUGUGAAAUACAGUGAUUCUCUAUUCUUUUUGUAGCUCAUUGCUAUUGCAACUGGUGGAAGAAUUGUGCCAAGAUUUUCUGAACUUACAACAGAGAAGCUUGGAAAGGCUGGACUGGUAAAGGAGCUAAGCUUUGGAACUACCAAAGAUAGAAUGUUAGUUAUUGAAGAAUGUCACAACUCACGAGCUGUAACCAUCUUUAUCCGAGGAGGAAACAAAAUGGUAAGCACAGCUUUGUAUAGCCUGAGAAAACAGCUGAUAUUUUGUGAUGCCACCAGUGGUUUCCCUGUGAAAUGAUGUCAGAGAAACGAGCGCAGAAAUUCCAUACUGAUAACCUGUUGCUACCCAGAUAUUGGUAGUGCUUCUGAUCGGGUCAAGCAAAUUUUCUCAGGCUAACCUUUUACACCUGCUCCAAUAUUUCUUAAUUGAACUCAUUUUACUAACUUACUGUUAACCCUUUAAGUACCAAUAGUGACCAACAUUAAUUUUCUCCUAACGAUAUCCAUACAAUGUCAAGAGAUUAGGUUAUGAGAAUUAAUUACAUGAUCACCAAAGAGAAAAUGCUUUGAUCUUUUAUGAAAUUCUCUCAACUUAUUCUUUAAAGAAAUGUAUAGAGAUCAGUUUGGAGAAUUUGCUUGUGGAUAUUGGGGCUUAAAGGGUUAAUGUAAUCUUGAGGACAGUAUUCUCACUUUUGGAGCACAAUAAUUUUACCUGCAGUGGCUCAUCCCAUUUUCUUGAAAUUGUGUUUAAUGUCAGAUUAUAGAAGAGGCGAAAAGAAGUCUUCAUGAUGCACUUUGUGUUGUAAGAAAUCUUGUUCGUGAUAACCGUGUUGUAUAUGGUGGUGGGGCUACAGAACUGGCCUGCUCGCUAGCUGUCACCAAAGAGGCUGACAAGGUAACAAGCUCGUUCAACUAAUUAGGAGUAUACUAUAACAAUCAUUCAACUGCACUUUACACUUGGCUAUGUGUAGCCUGACCCCCACCUAGAAGAAGGAAAAAAGUCUUUUCUCUCAGAGGGUGUGGUCACAUGUGGGCAAAUUUUACUGGGGAGAGAUCGAGAGAAAAAAUGUUUGUUUAAGACCUUGUUUUUGUUGUUUGUUGUUGUUGUUGUUGUUGUUGUUGUAUUGCCUGUUAGGGUUGGGCAGGAUGGGGAGGGGGGGGGGUGGGUGGGUGGACUUGGGCCGCAAACCGAUGAAGACAUUGCUAAGAAGUCAACAUGACCCAAAUGUUUUGCUUUGUAAUGAGACUCCACUGACAUCUCUCUUAUCAGAAGUCAAUUCUUCUGAGCGUUGUCCCUUUACUUAUUUAACAGUAACAUUUUAAUAAAUCCAAUCAGUUCAUCUGAGUAAUGGAUUUUUCUUGUCUAGAUAUCCACUUUAGAGCAGUAUGCCAUGAGAGCAUUCAGUGAUGCACUGGAAGCUAUACCACUGGCACUAGCAGAGAACUCAGGGUUAAAUCCUAUUCAAACUGUAGCAGACAUUAAAUCCAGACAAGUUGCUGAAGGCAAUCCUAGAUUGGGAGUGGACUGUAUGGACAGAGGAAUCAAUGGUAAGAUCAUUCGUCCCUUUCAAGUCCGUGCUGUAAAUGUGACCAACGUCAAUUUUCUCCUAACAAUAUGUACACAUCAUCAACAGAAAAGGUUGUGAGAACUAGUAAAAUAAUCAUCGUGUGAACUUUGAGGAAAUCUUACUUUUUUUACGGAUAGAUGCCUAUAUCAUGAGUGGUUCUUUCAUCGCGUGACAAUAGGGAGCUUACGCAACGAUGACGGUGACAGCAACGAGAACGGCAAAAAGCAAUAGGUUUAUAUUAGCAAAACAACAACUUUGCACGUGCGUCACGCUUUUUUGUACAUUUCUUUGCCGUCGUUACACGACUACGACGUGAAAAUGCCUAAUUUCACGUCUUGUCGAGGACGGGAACACAAGACAACGACUUUCUUUUUCUUUUCUUGAACUUUGAUACAGUCUUUUAGAAUUCAACUACAGAAAAAUUUGCCAACAUUUUUUACGAAUUAAACGAGAUGGAAUAAGCGCGAUAAAGUUUGAGGCAACGCGAGUGUACUUUUUAAGUGUCGUUUUCGUAGCCUUCGGUGACUGUCGUUAUUGCGUAAGCUCCCUAUUACCUGUCAGAGGCUGCUUCUGAGGUGGUAAGGUUCCCCCUUAGUUAGCAAGGCACCAGUUCACAAGCUCAUCAACUGACAAAUAGUUUGAACAAUCAGUAGUCUCACUCUCCCCUCCCAGGAGUUUCUUGAUAAACUCCUGGGAGGGGAGAGUGAAUUUAAGGGAAGUUGCUAAAUUUGUUUUUUUGUUUUUCAGAUAUGAAAGAGCAGCAUGUGAUAGAGACGCUGAUUGGCAAGAAACAACAGAUAAGCUUAGCUACUCAGCUUGUCAAGAUGAUUCUCAAGAUUGAUGAUAUUAGAACACAAGGAGAAGGGUCCUGAUGCGUUAGUUAUUGCGUGACACGGACACAUUACGGAACACUUUGGCGUUACGCAAGGACAGUGUGACUAAACCACAAGUUUAAUUUAUCACAAGACUGAUGUUUCGUGGGCCUGAAUUUUUUUUUUUGAGAAUUAUGACUGAAGUAACCUUCAACAUGGUUUUCUUUUCCCAGAUAAAAAAAGGUAGACAGAGAACUUGCCCUUAUCUCGCAGUUGGAAUUUUUUCCAUCUCGGUUCUCAUAAUCGUUUCACAUGCGGCUGAGAAGUGAGGACAGAAUCGCGUUAAAGACGACGAUUUUAGGGCAAAAAGGACAUUUCCUUUCGCGAGAUUACAAAUUUACUUUUGACUCGCUGGAAGAGGUGGAAAUAGUUCAGCGACAGUGAGUAAAAAUAUUAUAUCAAACAGUGAGAAAGCGUUGUUUAUUUUGCUGCCUAACCCGUCUGAGCCGGCGUUGUAGAGGGGUCCGCCAUAACUACGUUAUUAUAAAGACAAAAAUGUUAUCCUGUCGGCUGUGGGUCCUUUGUGUAUCCUAACGUCUCAUCAAAAACUUGAGAGGGAGUUUUCCACAUCCACAAUUUAGUCAGUAAUGGAAAACGCCAACUCUCUCAGCCCCCGUCUACACCAGUGACUUUUCGUUUGAAAACGCGCACAUUUGGAUGCGUUUAGGCCUUUCGUCUACACUAAAACGCUGAGCGGCAUCGAUUUGAAAAUGUUCGUGAAAGUGGAUCAAAACGAAACCACAUAUCGUAUUAGUGUUGGCAGUCGAAAAACGCACAAAAAUAAAAACAAUGACCGAAAAUAUCGCAGGCGCGUGUGCCUGUCGCAUGCACAUAUGGUUCAACUUACGUCCCAACGUGCAAUUCGUUGUCGAACGUUUUAGCGUGGACAGUCGAAAACGCAGCAAAACGGUAGUGUGGACGCGAAUCGAUCGAUGCGUUGUUGAUGACAACGAAAACGCAUACUUUUGAAAACGCAUUAGUGUGGACAGGGCCUCAGCCCUCAACUGUCAAAUUGAAACAUCUUACCGGGUAAUUGUCCCGCAGCUAAAACCUUCUUUAUAAACUACAGGCGUUCCCUUAUUCAACUACAGAUUGAAUAAGCAAGUCGAACUGAGGAAAAAACAUUUAUGCCAACAAAGCCUUUUAUCACAUUGAAAAUUCUUUCCUGAACGGCUUUUCAAAGAAACUUAAAAUGGGAUCCGAAGUGACGACACAUUCUUGAUGCAUUCUUGAUGUCAGUGUUUUUCGCUCUUCGCACUACAGUAGUACUAUCUGUCUCCGUUGUUAAACCUCUGUUUUUUUAUAGUGUUUUUGCAUGCAACAGUCUUCGUACUAUUUAGUUUACAUUUGUCCGAAACUUACGAAAUGGAGCUGUCACAAAGUGUUGAUCAAUAAAAUACAUUGUACCUUUAUGCUGCCUUAUAGGUAAAUAGAAACAUUAGCUUUUUUCUAAAGUACAUGUUGUUUAUACCGCUCGUGAAGAAUAUUAAUAGCAAAAUUAAUCAACAAACAUGGUUAGCAAGCUGCAGGGGGUAGCUUUUUUUGAGCUCUUUCAUUUGCUUUCAAGAGCUGUUUGAUAUUUUAAACAUGUCAGAAAUUUGUGAGUUUAAUCGUUGGAACUCACGUCAAGGCUCGUGUAUUAAGUCUUCUUUGGAAGGGACUUGAGUGUAACGGAGAAUAUUUUUUUAUGGCUAGUGGAAUAAAAUGAGAAGUC